AACAAUCUGCAAAACCCCAGAAACCUUCAUAUAAACAAGCAGUAGAAGGUAUAAGAGUGGGGGUUCUACACUACAAUUUUCCUGAGACCCUACUCACGACAGAACAGAUGGAGGAGAUCCAGAGCUUCAUCCUAGAAGCUAUCGUGGAGGAGCAGGAGGGUCUCUACUCUCCAAGAUUUUACGGUAUCAACAGGAGACAAGGAAUUCUGAUUUUCACCUGUGAAAACACCAAUACCACUGAAUGGCUAAUGGGAAAGCAAGAUUCCCUUAAGACUUGGGAAGGGGCCAGUCUGAGGAUUGUACCAGAGGAAGAAAUUCCACGUGCAAGAAUUGCGACUGUCUAUCUUCUUGAUAGUAUACAUGAAACCACCAACAAGAUUAUGAAGUUCUUGAAAGUACAAAACAAAGAGCUCUCUGUCGGAGAAUGGAACGUUCUGUGUAGAAGCGACGAGGGAAAGUCAGUACUACUUACCCUGGCAGUCGACUGUACCACAACAAACAAACUUGAGAAGGGUCCAUGGAUCGGCUACAAGUUUGGAAAAAUUCAGCUCAGACUGAAAAAGAAACACCAAGGAAACACGGAAAAACCUACAAAGGUGGAGGAGACUUCAGAGAAAUCUGAGACAAUCACCACGGAAAAAAGCACCACUGAAGAGAUGGGAGUGGAGAAGACCAUGAAGGUGUCAGAGCAAUCUGUACAUAUCUUACCUGUAAAGGUCCGACUCCACAAACCAGUGCAGCGGUCAAACGCGUAA
Molecule: messenger RNA, 755 nt
Organism: Homalodisca vitripennis (glassy-winged sharpshooter)
Lineage: Eukaryota; Metazoa; Arthropoda; Insecta; Hemiptera; Cicadellidae
Exons: 1
Coding region: 108-755 (215 amino acids)
Source: RefSeq, a predicted model, not a curated record